AUGGCGGACAGCUUUACCGAGGUUUCACCAGCCGUGGUGGCCGCCCAUAACGUAGAAACCAUGCGUGAUGAGGUCCUCCGCCGCAUGGAGGUGUACGUGCUUGAGCUGCUGCACACGCUUCUCUCGCUUCCCAUCAGGAGAGUGUCGCCCCGCGGCAAUACGGUGGCCGCCUUCAAGGAGGGGACACCUGGUUCCUUGAAAAGACGCGGUCCAUAUGCCAUGCCGUAUGAGCUGCAGACCUCGACGCGUGCAGCUCGUGGUGCCAUCUCUCCAGCGCCGGUGAGUAUACCACCGGAAGGGCGUGCGCACGCGAAGAUGUCCCUGCCAGGCUACGAGGGCGCAGCGACCCAGUCAAGCGAUGGCCGACCAGUCACGAGCAUGCGAGCUUUGCAGACAGUUCGUCACCAUCUCCUCGUCCUCACCGUGCUUUUUCGAAACGUUGUGCGCGGCGACGUGGCGACACAGCGCGAUGUAUACUAUCACCUCGUCCGCCACAUCCAGACGCAGGAGGUGGUGAAUCGCACCGUGCAGCAGCUUUCGCAUGUGCUGCGACUGCCGCGCCAGCUGAUGGGCGUGGUGGCGGGCGGACGCGGCUACAUUGCGGGCUGCCUCUCCUAUCGCGGGGUGGGUUUGCAGGGGAGUGGCACGGGGAUAGCAGCGGAGGAAGGCAUGCCGUUACCACUUCUAAGCGCAGACUUGGCCGUGUCUGUCCUAGGAGUCGCCGAGCGCGCAGCUGUCGAGGGUGAUGAUGAGUGCGGCGUCUCAGGGUUAGCAUCUUCAUCGAGCUCAACGCACAGCCGCUCACUUCAACAGUCGGCGUCGAGCCGUCUGACGAUCACUCAGUAUCGCGACUUUACUAGCCGCUCAGCCAACAACCCCACCGCGGCAGGCUUUCAAGUGCCGCCAAAUGUGUGCGCUAUCCUCGUCGUGGAGAAGCACGCCGUCUUCUCCCAACUUCUGCGCGAAGGCCUGCUGCGACUGCUGCCGUGCGUGCUGCUUACAGCUCAAGGGUAUCCGACCCAUGCUGCGCGUCGGCUGCUUGCUAACUUGCACACUGCACUCCCUCGUGCUGCAGUUGUUGGGCUUGUGGACUACAACCCGCACGGGCUCGCCAUCCUCGCCGCGUAUCGCUGGGCUGCCACAUCUGAUGCGCCUCCCUUUGGCUCGGCCUCUAUGGAGAGCCGCUACUACGCUGUUCCCACCCUGCGGUGGCUCGGCGUGCGCGCUGCACAUGUGGCGCGCGUAAUGGAGAGGAGAGACAGCGGCGGCGCAAGGGCAGAGCACCCCUCGACAGUGCAAUGCCCUCGUCUUCGCCACCACACACCACCCCCUCUGAAAGCGAGUGCCAGGCCUUGGGAGGGCACUGGCAAGGCAAGCGGGGCACACAGCAACGACAGUGCUGCCGCCAGCGCCCUCAGCUGCGCCUCGUCCACCCCGCACACGGCAGGGAGCGCGGCGAUCGCCUCGCCACUGACCAGCAUCGCGCCUCUUCAGUACUUCACCCACCGAGACGCUGUUGUGAUGAGACAUCAGAUCAAGCGUUUGGGGGCGCUCCUGCACCCUGCAGCGUCGUCUCCAGCUGCAGGAGAAGGUUGCGAAAGAGAGAUGGAUGCAGCGGACGGGAGGCGCCGCGAUUUAGUCGAGUCUUCUUAUGGGGAGCGGGCGGAGUGUGCCUCAGUGGAGCUCAGCGCAGCGCACCAAAGCCACAGCAGGCUCUCGGUAGCUGACCUCGAGUGCCAGGCCGAUCGAGCUUCCGUGGCUGCUUGGCUGAGCGAGGCGCGCGAGAUGCAACGAUGCAACCUCAAGUGCGAGGUGGAGGUGCUCUACACUGCCCCCUACGCCCAUCAAUUUUUGGGCACCGCGUCCGUCGCGCAUGUGCGGCGUCGCGGCGCCCGACCGCCGCCUUCGCAGUUUGCCGAGUGGGUCUGCCAGCAGGUCCUUCGCCGUCAGUAUAUCUAA
Molecule: messenger RNA, 1959 nt
Organism: Leishmania mexicana MHOM/GT/2001/U1103
Lineage: Eukaryota; Euglenozoa; Kinetoplastea; Trypanosomatida; Trypanosomatidae
Exons: 1
Coding region: 1-1959 (652 amino acids)
Biological process (GO): reciprocal meiotic recombination; meiotic DNA double-strand break formation; meiotic DNA double-strand break processing
Cellular component (GO): nuclear chromosome
Molecular function (GO): DNA binding; ATP binding; DNA topoisomerase type II (double strand cut, ATP-hydrolyzing) activity
Source: RefSeq, a predicted model, not a curated record